GAGUGAGCGGCAGUCGACCGUGGGCACGCAGGAGCCGCGGACGCGAGCGUACACGCACCGCAUGCCCUAUCAGCUCGCGCGUAAAACUUUUAUAUAACCAGUGCAGUGUGUGCCGAUAUAAAACUCAUUGUCUCGCCGUGUUUACGUAGCACUCCUAUUGUUUUCGAACUGUAAGAUUGUGGUGUGUUUUAUUUCGCGAGUGGUGACGGUUUCCGCACAAAGGAUUUGCCCCGUCCGUGCUGAAAUGAAUACGCAAACGGAAUUACCGUGAAAUAAAUUUGCCUUCGGUGUCAUGCGGACCGCAUUCUCGUAGCAGUGAAUACAGAUGGUGCAUCGAAGUGACAAGUGUUCGCAUAGAGUGACAUAGCCCCGCGGCCCGAUGAGGAAGCACAAGUGAGAUGGCGCUGCGGCACGACGGCAUGGAGGGCGGGUACCUGGUCGCGGAGCCGCCGCCCGCCGACCACUACCAGGCCAAAGACCUGGCCACCGAGUACUUCAACACCUUCAGCCAGGCCUGCGACUCCUACCGCCCCGAGCCCGAGCUCGAGCUGCGCCACACCUCCGACUCGCUGCGCCUCACCUCCGAGAUCCUCGAGGGCCGGGAGGAGUUCAUCAGCACCGACUUCCUGCUGGCCCGCCGCGAGCAGGAGGAGCGCGCCCGGGAGGAACAGAUAUUCCAGUUCGGCCAGCCCGACGCCGCCGCGCUGCUGCGCCACCGCGCGCGCCGGCGCUACGACCAGCUGCAGCCGCCGCCCGCCACCAGCCAGGAGAGCGGGUAUGGCAGCGAUGAAUUCGGUCACGACUCGCCCAGCCGGUACGCGUCGCCGAAAGGCGCGGGCGCGUCGGCCGGCUACCAGGAGCCGUACUACGGCGGCGAGUGGGGGGGCGGGUACUACCAGCCGCCGCCGCCCUACCACCACGACCCGUACGCGCCGGCGCUGGCGGGCGACGCGGCCGCGCCCGGCGGCGCCGAGCUGCCGCUCCCGCCCAUGUCCUCCUUCCGCGCCGCCGCCCCCGUGCACUCGCCUACCGACCCCAUGAUCGUCGCCAAGCCGCCCAUGCAGCCAAUGUAUGGCGGCGCCGGGGGCGCGGGCGGGGCGAGCACGCCGGGCGGCGCGGCGGGCGCGGGCGGGGCGGGGGGCGGUGCGGGGGAGGCGGGCAGCCUGUCGUCGUACGGCUCGUCGCCCUCCACGCCGGUGCACUCGCCGCCGCCGCUGCACGCGCGCCUCUACCCGCUCAAACACUCCCCGCACCACGCCCAGCACGCGCAGCACCAUCCCCACCACAAUGGACAGGCCCCGACGAACUGGGUGUCGGGGGGCGUGUCGUCGCCGCCGAGCGCGUCGACGCCGCACGCGCCGCUCACCGCCGUGCCCGCCCCCCACCACCACGUCGGCGUCUUCCCGGCCCCGGUCAUGGGCGCGCCGGCCGAGCAGCGGCAGCUCGACGAGGCCAUGGUGUUCCUCCGCGACCACAGCGACGUCGGGGGCGCGCGACUUGAGGAGCGGCUGGACGACGCGAUCAACGUGCUGCGCAACCACGCGGAGGCGCCCGAGCUAUACCCGGCGGAGCAGCACCGUGCGCCGCUGCCGCACCUGCACGAGCCCGUCAAGAUGGAGCGCCACCUGCAGCUGCCCAACACCAAAAAACGUAAAGAGCCCCCGGACUCGGGCCUAGAUUCCAAGCCGUCGUCGUCGGGCUCCGCCGACGCCCUCGCCAAACCCGGAGGCAAGCGCUCGCGUAGAUACGUGAGUAACGUAUCUGUGAUGCGUCCCAGCUGCUCGUCGGCGGACGAGGACGACAUGGACCCCGACGCCAAGGCCGCGCGCGAGAGAGAGCGCCGCCAGGCCAACAACGUGCGGGAGAGGAUACGGAUACGGGACAUCAACGAGGCGCUGAAGGAGCUGGGCCGCAUGUGCAUGACGCACCUCAAGAGCGACAAGCCGCAGACCAAGCUCGGCAUCCUCAACAUGGCCGUCGAGGUCAUCAUGACUUUGGAGCAGCAAGUGCGAGAACGCAACCUGAACCCGAAAGCGGCGUGCCUGAAGCGGCGCGAGGAGGAGAAGGCGGAGGACGCGCCCAAGCUGCUGGCGCCGCACUACCCGCACGUGCCCGGCCUGCCGCCCGCGCCGCAAUAGCGCCGCCCCCCGCCGCCGCCGCCCGCGCCCGCCUGACCGCCCCGCGCCCCGUGCCCCGCCGCCCCCUAGCCGGCUCUAGGGGGCCGGCCCGCGCGCCGACUCGCGUGUGACGUGUAAAUAUGUGUAUGUAUAGACAUCACCGUGCUAUAUGUAGCGCAGCCGACGCGCGAACCGCGAGACGUCGUGGCCGUCGUCGCCGCCGAACUCUAAUCUGGACGUCCUCCGCUUUCGCGACGACCGCUCCGCCUCUAUCUUCGAUUCUGCCGUCGCUUCGUCUCCUCCCGGCAGGGCGGGACGCUCGAAAUAUUGAUCGUAGCGGAGGAGAGCGGCGGCGCCCGCGGCCGCGAGCGAGCGCGGACUAUAGUGUAAGUGUGUAUAUUGUAGCGUAGGACCGGGCGCCCCGCGCGGCGCGUCGGACGAUUGUAUAGCCUAGCUCGUAUAGGGAACCUAGACGAUAAAAUAAAAAGAUAUUUUAAUUACGAUUUUAAAUUUUGCUGCCAUAAGCGUUAGGUGUUAAGGUCAGCGGUCCGGAGUCCAUUUUUAUGGCGACAUCGCUCCGUUUUGUGAACUCACCCCACGUUUUAAGCUUGACAAUAAUAUGGAAAAUGGACUUUGGAUGCGGAAGCCCCGCCCCGCGGCCCGCCCGCCCCGACCCCAGCCGUGCCUCAGUUAC
Molecule: messenger RNA, 2811 nt
Organism: Aricia agestis (brown argus)
Lineage: Eukaryota; Metazoa; Arthropoda; Insecta; Lepidoptera; Lycaenidae
Gene: da
Product: transcription factor 12
Exons: 12
Coding region: 399-2138 (579 amino acids)
Biological process (GO): regulation of transcription by RNA polymerase II
Cellular component (GO): transcription regulator complex
Molecular function (GO): DNA-binding transcription factor activity, RNA polymerase II-specific; RNA polymerase II cis-regulatory region sequence-specific DNA binding; protein dimerization activity
Source: RefSeq, a predicted model, not a curated record